UCAAAGUCAUUCAAGCUGUACUCGCCGAAGGAGCCCCCGAACGGCAACGCCUUCCCUCCUUUCCAUCCCGGCACCAUGCUAGAUCGGGAUGUGGGCCCAACUCCCAUGUACCCGCCUACGUAUCUGGAGCCCGGGAUUGGGAGGCACACACCAUAUGGCAACCAAACUGACUACAGAAUAUUCGAGCUUAACAAACGGCUUCAAAACUGGACAGAGGAGUGUGACAAUCUCUGGUGGGAUGCUUUCACAACUGAGUUCUUUGAGGAUGAUGCCAUGUUAACCAUCACUUUCUGCCUGGAGGAUGGACCAAAGAGAUACACCAUUGGCCGGACCUUGAUCCCACGCUAUUUCCGCAGCAUCUUUGAAGGGGGUGCUACGGAACUGUACUAUGUGCUUAAGCACCCCAAGGAGGCAUUCCACAGCAACUUUGUGUCCCUUGACUGUGACCAAGGCAGCAUGGUGACGCAGCAUGGCAAACCCAUGUUCACCCAGGUGUGUGUGGAGGGCCGGUUGUACCUAGAGUUCAUGUUUGACGACAUGAUGCGGAUAAAGACGUGGCACUUCAGCAUCCGGCAGCACCGAGAGCUCAUCCCCCGCAGCAUCCUUGCCAUGCAUGCCCAGGACCCCCAGAUGUUGGAUCAGCUCUCCAAAAAUAUCACCCGGUGUGGGUUGUCCAAUUCCACUCUCAACUACCUCCGACUCUGUGUGAUACUCGAGCCCAUGCAGGAGCUCAUGUCCCGCCACAAGACCUACAGCCUCAGCCCCCGUGACUGCCUCAAGACCUGCCUUUUCCAGAAGUGGCAGCGCAUGGUAGCACCCCCCGCGGAGCCCGCGCGGCAGCAGCCCAGCAAACGGCGGAAACGAAAGAUGUCAGGGGGCAGCACCAUGAGCUCGGGGGGUGGCAACACCAACAACAGCAACAGCAAGAAGAAAAGCCCAGCCAGCACCUUCGCCCUCUCCAGCCAGGUACCUGAUGUGAUGGUGGUGGGGGAGCCCACCCUGAUGGGCGGGGAGUUCGGGGACGAGGACGAGAGGCUCAUCACCCGGCUGGAGAACACCCAGUUUGACGCGGCCAACGGCAUUGACGACGAGGACAGCUUUAACAACUCCCCCGCCCUGGGCGCCAACAGCCCCUGGAACAGCAAGCCUCCAUCCAGCCAAGAAAGCAAAUCGGAGAACCCCACGUCACAGGCCUCCCAGUAA
Puma concolor (puma) is the source of this 1203-nucleotide messenger RNA. Lineage: Eukaryota; Metazoa; Chordata; Mammalia; Carnivora; Felidae. The record is from RefSeq and is a predicted model, not a curated record.